AUGCACACAAGUUUGAGACGAAUGGCGCAAGCGACAGUAGCAGACGUGAACGCACCCGCAUCAGGACCGUCCACGGGCAUGCCUGCACCAGGCACAGAGGCUGCACGCCAGCAAGUGCCGCCUCAGCUUGAUCCCGACUCGCAAGAUCGAUAUGCAGCCCGUCGGUCAUACUUUGGCAGAUCGGGCUACUCCAUGUCACAAGGACUACAGCGAGCGAGAGCGCCCUUUCGGUUCAGGAAUACGUUGACGGGCAUGGCUCUUGCCGGUUUCAUCACUUCCGUCUACUAUUACUCGAUCAGCGCUGUCAAACAGGAAGACUUUAGCGAUGUUGAGAUCAGCAACCAGCUCGUUGGAGCCACCGGCCACUCGCAAGAGAGCAAUGACACCCUGACGAGUGCGAAUACUGAGCGAGGAGGCUACAUACCUGCCGGCAAUCCUGGCUUGCAAGCGCCGCCGAAAGCAGGAGCAGUACCGCCCGCUCAGCCUGCACAGUCUCGAUCUGGCGAAGGCGCCGUGCCAGAUGCAGUCACACCGUUGCUCAAGCUCGGAUUCGCCGGUCAGGGCACGCCAUCAUGGAUUAAGCCAGCUGACCCGAGUGGUCCUCGGCAAGUGUAA
This is a messenger RNA of Mixia osmundae IAM 14324, 615 nucleotides long. RefSeq lists its product as uncharacterized. NCBI's taxonomy places the organism in Eukaryota, Fungi, Basidiomycota, Mixiomycetes, Mixiales, Mixiaceae. Gene Ontology annotation, cellular component: mitochondrial inner membrane. The record is from RefSeq and is a predicted model, not a curated record. The transcript has a single exon. Bases 1 to 615 code for a protein of 204 amino acids. Gene Ontology annotation, biological process: mitochondrial respiratory chain complex IV assembly.